Molecule: messenger RNA, 1782 nt
Organism: Colletotrichum chrysophilum
Lineage: Eukaryota; Fungi; Ascomycota; Sordariomycetes; Glomerellales; Glomerellaceae
Exons: 1
Coding region: 1-1782 (593 amino acids)
Biological process (GO): glycerol catabolic process
Cellular component (GO): cytosol
Molecular function (GO): ATP binding; glycerone kinase activity
Source: RefSeq, a predicted model, not a curated record
AUGUCAGACCGUCACAUCUUCCAGUCCGCAGAUGGACUGGUUGACAAGUGUCUGAGAGGCCUCAUUGCCUACAACCCCUCUCUGGGCCUUGACGCCUCCAACCGCGUCGUCUUCGAUACAACCUACGACAAGUCCAAUAUCAGCAUCAUCUCUGGCGGAGGAUCAGGUCACGAGCCAGCAUGGUCCGGCUACGUUGGAAAGAACAUGCUUGCUGCCUCCGUCGCUGGUGACAUCUUUGCCAGCCCCUCAGCAAAGCAGAUCUUGGCCGGUAUUGAGGCUGUUCCUUCAGACGUUGGCACCCUUCUCGUUGUCACGAACUACACCGGCGACUGCCUUCACUUCGGACUCGCCAGCGAGAAGGCAAGGAGUAAGGGACACAACUGCCGCAUCAUUAUCUGCGGUGACGAUGUCUCGGUUGGCAAGAAGAAGGGCAGCUUGGUUGGCAGACGUGGUCUUGCCGGCCAGCUCGGUGUUCUCAAGGUCACAUGCGGUGCUGCCGGUGUCAAGGCUGGCUCCUUCGAUGAGAUCUACCAACUUGGUGUUGCGGUUGAGAACGAGAUCGUCUCCAUUGCAGCCACCCUCGAUCACUGCCACGUCCCUGGACGCACCGAACACGCUCAGCUCAAGGCUGAUGAGCUGGAGAUCGGCACUGGUCCUCACAAUGAGCCUGGCUACAAGAAGCUUUCCCCCAGGCCAUCCCCUCAAGACCUGGUUGACCAGCUGUUGGAGUACUGCCUCAAGGAGGACGACCCUGAGCGAUCCUAUGUCAAGUUCACCCCCGGCGAUGAGACCAUCCUUCUGGUCAGCAACUUCGGCGGCAUCUCCUACCUGGAGCAGGGUGCGCUGGUUGACGAAGUCCUCCAGCAAUUGGAGCAGAAGUGGAACGUCAAGCCAGUCAGAGUGUUCGCUGGUCCCCUCGAGACAUCACUCAACGCACCUGCCUUCUCCCUGUCUCUUAUGAACAUCACAGCAGCCUCGAAGAAGUGCUCCUUCUCAGUUGAGCAGAUCAAGGAGUUUGUCGACAUCAAGACCAACACCCACUGGGAGUCCAUGGCCGGAGCCCAGACCGUACGACGCGAUCGCAAGUCCCAAAUCGUUCACGCUGCCCCCGAAGAACCCAAGACGAUCGAUGCGAACAGCGACGUGAAGAUGGACCCCGCGAUCCUAAAGUCCAUGCUGCGUGCGGCUUGCUCUGCAGUGAUCGACGCCGAACCCGACAUUACAAAGUGGGACAUGAUCAUGGGGGAUGGAGACUGUGGAGAAACCCUCCAGACUGGCGCAUCGCACCUCUUGGAGGCACUGGACAAGAAGGGCGUCGCCGAUGGCGGCUCUAUUGUCGCUGUCUUGCAUGAGCUGGAAGACAUCGUCGAGAGCAAGAUGGGCGGCACACUGGGCGGCAUCCUGGGCAUCUUCUUUGUGUCCCUGUGCAACUCCGUCAAGGAGAACGCGCCCCUUGCCAAGUCCAAGGGCAUCCUGUCUGUCUGGCAAUUGGCCCUCGCUUCCGCGCUGGAGCACCUCAGUCACUACACCCCCGCGAAGGUGGGCGACCGCACAGUCCUUGACGUCCUGAUCCCCUUCGUGGAGAGCAUCAGGAACGGAGGCUUCGACUCCGCCGUCCAGGCGGCUGUCGACGGCGCGGAGGCAACUAGAACCGCAAAGGCAAAGCUCGGUCGGGCGACGUAUGUUGGAAGCACGACGGAAAAUGGAGGUGCCCAACCCCCCGACCCCGGCGCGUGGGGUGCGAUGGUGGCAAUCAGGGGUUUGCAGACUGGCUUGGCGUAA